Ectocarpus sp. CCAP 1310/34 is the source of this 1567-nucleotide messenger RNA. Lineage: Eukaryota; Phaeophyceae; Ectocarpales; Ectocarpaceae. The record is from the annotation of a GenBank genome assembly.
AGAGAGACCGACCAACCAACGCAGGAGCACCAGCAGGGAGGGCGGUGAUGUCAUACCCAACGAACGAAAACUCCAGGUGGGAGCCUCCCCCCCGCAGACCAUCGCAAGGGACGAUAGUGCUUGCACCCAGGCGACGCUCCAUCAUCAGAGAUGAGGAGGGCGAGGGAGAAAAUUUUGAGGAGAAGCUUAAUCCCCCGUUGGGACGAUGGCACCAGCACUCUCUUUGUCCCUGUCGAAACCCGAACAUCAUGCUCUACUCCCUGUUCUGCUGCUGCUGCGCUAUGGGAGACAUCGGCUGCUACCUUCGUGAGAACUGGAUGUGCUACCCACCGUACUGCCUUGGAGCCUGGUGCCCGUGCUGCGUGGGCGACACGCGCGAGCUGGUGGCGGAGAAAUAUAACCUACCCCUCGUUUCGUGGGAUCCGGACGAGUUCGGCUGGUGCUUUGUCAAGAUGAUCGGCGCGAGGCUCAUGUGCUUCUGCAGCGUGUGCCUGAUGCCGUGCCUUCACAUCUCCCAGAUGAGGGCGGAGGUAGCGUUCCGGAAGCACGGGAAGGCGACCGUGUGUCCGUGCUGCUGCUGCGGGUGCGGCGGGGGCCAAGGCCCCGGUGAAACCACGUACAAGGAAGAGGAGCUGGACUACCCGCGGGACGAUGGAGUGGAGCGCCCGCAUGCCAUUGAAGAGGCCGACUACCCACGGGAAGGCGGCAAGAGGGUCGAACUCACGCCUGAGAAAGAGGUUAAGGUCGUGUUGGAUUAUCCACGUUGAACUUGUAACUUUUGCACCCUUGAACUCCUGUGUGGUUAGGGAACUACGCGUGGCGAAUCGGGUUGGCCAUAAUCACGUUUGCGAUGGGUAUUUUAACGCCGGUGGGGGGGGAGUAUCCAUCGUGUGUCAUCACAGGGAGGCGGCCUUUUAAACCUCGCGUGUGCUGUCAGUCUGUGUCUCCACUGCUUGUGUGUGAUGUAGAGAAGCCGUUAGGCCUCCAAUGGGGUGAGGGUGUUCCCGUGCGUGCAGUGCCGCAUGUUACAGUCACAGCAGUGAAGAGUAUGUGCGCCACGCUCGAUUUCGAUGGCUCGCUGGUUGUCUCCCGCACCGUAUCAUGUUUUCGGGUAGGAUGGGGUUGUAGAAAGUUUGAAAAAUGAAAAUAAGGCCAGCUGUCAACGGCGGUAAAGUUGUGCAACCAGUAUUUCAAUUGGUGUCGUGGCCCUUUCCGUGGACGUGUAUCCUUUUUUUUUCGUCCUAUCAACAAUAAGGUGUGCCACUAUGUGAAGCAGUUUCAGUUAAGGUUAUUAAAAUAGUCUGUCAUCCUCAGGCGCGACACAGGGGUGUGUGGAGAUCGAUCUCUUGGGGUGGUCUCAAUGAUGGAUAUAUUCGGGUUUCCGGCUUUUUAUUUGCACCUCGACACCAACUUCGAGUGUCUGAACCUUGACUCCGACAUAGAGUGUGAGGUGCGUGCCGCCCUCUCUUUCAUCGUUAAAUUCAAGUGUCUUCGUGUUGCAAGCCGUUGGGACCGAGGGUCCCGCUUGUGGGCUCAAUUUUCAUUCGUGCCUCGCCCAAGCGUCAAA